AUGUCCGCUGAGCUAUACACGUUCUUGGCCGCGCUCCUGGCAGUAGGCAUCGGAUGGUGGUGGUCAUACGUGAAACCACCCCCGGCUCACGACCACCAACCGGUGCCGACUUUCUGCGUUCGCGGCGUACCCCUCGACUGGAACUCAGACGAUCUAAGAUCUUUCUUAGCAAAGAAGCAUGACUCUGCUGACCCGGAUGUCCGAUCCUUGGCCGUCGAGGUUCAUGGGCGCUCACAGACGGCCACGGUUUCUUUUCGGAACGUGCCCUACGACCUGCAGAUUCCUCUACCUGCGACGUCAGACAAUCGAUCGAGGGUCAUGACGCUUGACCGUGACUUCCUUGGCAUCACAACACUCUACGCCCCUCCCCCGCAGGACCACAAGGUCGACCUUAUCGCGAUCUCCGGCCUCGGCGGACACGCAUUCGGGUCAUUCAAGCAGAGGGGAGGAGAGCACAUGUGGCUACGGGACUCAGUUCCGAAACAUAUCACCGGGGAAGGCGAUAACAAGCCCAUUGCGCGUGUUAUGAUAUAUGGCUACGACUCGGCUCUUCCGCAGAGCAACAAUUUCCAGAACUUGGAAGAUCUCGGGACGGCGUUUCAUUCGCACCUUCGGUGGCUGGCGAUGGACGGCGCAUCUCGCCCGAUCGUGUUUAUUGCCCACAGCCUUGGUGGGCUGAUCGUGAAGCAGACCCUCAUAUCCCUCUCCAGGUCCACGGACGAGCUGGACCAGAAACUAAUACGAGCAGUAUACGGAAUCGCCUUCUUCGGCGUCCCACAUGAUGGUAUGGAUAUUAGCUCCCUUAUAGCCAUGGUUGAGGAUGGCCCAAACCGGUUCCUGUUGGAGUCCAUAGGACCCUUCAGCUCGCAGAUCCUUACCAUCCAGCAGCGUGAGUUUCUAGAGGCAUUACGGGGCCGAGGCGAAUCCGAGAUUGUUUGCUUCUUCGAAACCCGCAGAUCGCCGACUGCCCAGAAGAACGAAAGCGGCAGGUGGGAGAUGACAGGACCGGACGCCGUCCUAGUGUCAAAGGCCUCCGCCACGCAUUGCCGACCGUGGGAGAAUGGGCCACAGCAUAUCUGCGCCAUCGACCGUACGCACUCGGAAAUGGUCAAAUUUGGGCCAGAAGACCAUGAGUACGAGAAGGCCCUUGGGCGAAUCAGGUCCCUCGUUUUCGGGGCGCUUAAAGCACGAAGGCGCCCUCUACGGCCGAGAUUAUCACAGGAAGACCGAGAUUGCUUACAAUCGCUGGCCUUUCCGCAGAUGCAUGAUCGUGCCAAAGAUGUUGAAACAGCCACCAAGGGAACAUGCCAGUGGCUUCUCGAACACGAGAUGUACAAGAACUGGGCCGCAUCCAAUUCAGGCCUGCUCUGGGUCAAGGGAAAGCCGGGUUCGGGGAAGUCAACCUUGCUCAAAUAUGCCCUUGACAUACAAGAAGAGACACUAUCAUACAGUAGUAAUCUUGUUUUGUCUUUCUUCUUUCACGGCCGCGGCGACAAGCUUCAAAAUACUCCUCUCGGCUUCUUUCGGUCUAUUGCUCAUCAGGUCCUUAGCCAGGUGCCUUCUGCGCUCUCCAACCUGGUCGACGAAUUUCAACGGAGACGUGAGCAGAUCGGCGAGCCAGGUCAGAAGUGGCAGUGGCAUCCAAAAGAGCUUUUGCACUUCUUCGAGUCGUGUCUUCCGAAGAUGCUCGAAUCCCACUCAGUCUGGUUGUUCGUCGACGCCUUGGACGAGUGUGGCAAAGAUAAUGCGGUUGAACUCUUUCGAUGGUUCAAAACCUUGCUCCAGACUCUGCCAAACACCGCUCGACGAUGUCGCAUCUGUGUCACUUGCCGUCACUAUCCGAUUCUGGAUCAGGUUUGCGAGUUUCAGAUAUGUCCUGAGCAUGAAAAUGCGCGAGAUAUAUCUACUUACGUCCAGGGCCAGCUAUCUAACUCUCGCGAGCGAACAUCUACGGUCCCGGCCCUUAUCACAAAUCGCGCCUCUGGUGUCUUCAUGUGGGCGCGUCUGGUGGUGAAGGAAGUGCUGGAUCUUGAACGUGAAGGUGCCGGGCCGAAGAAGAUAAAAGCAGCAGUCUACUCGAUCCCCCAAGAUCUUGAUAAACUAUACCAGGAACUCAUCAAGAGCAUGAAGCCGGCCUCCCUUAAGCUUAUCCGAUGGAUAUGUUUUGCUACUCGGCCUCUAUCAAUAGACGAGUUACGAUGGGCUAUGGUUAUUGAGGUCGAUUGCCCAUACCGGUCAUUACAGGCAUGCCGGGACGCGGAGGAUGUGCUGGACAGCGAACAGAUGGAGAAACAGCUUCGGACGCUCAGCCACGGCCUUGCUGAGGUCACAUCCGAUAUGCAGACUGUCCAGUUCAUCCACCAGUCCGUCAAGGACUUCUUCAUGGAGAAGGGCCUUUUGACGCUGGUCGGCAACUCAAUGUCACCCGAUACGCUAAGUAGAGGAGCACACUUUCAGCUGUCCAGGACCUGUAUUCGCUACCUGGCGAUGGAGGAGAUCGGCCAGUCAACAGACUCCUCACUUGUCAACAUGAAGUCCGAUUUUCCUUUACUAAAUUAUGCUACGACCUCAUGGGUGGCACAUACAAAACAAAGCGAUGCAAAGGAUGCCCCCCAAGACGACCUUCUGGUUUUGUUUGCUUGGCCAUCAAACGUGCUUGUAGACCUAUGGACGCGUAUCUACAAGGCGAUGGACAGAUAUUCACGUUACUGUCCAGCAAAAGGGACGACUCUUUUACACAUUGUAGCAAAGUAUGAGAUCUUGGGGACAUUACAAGACAUUUUGGACAAGAUAUCCCAAACUGCUGUAGACAUCGAUUCGAAGGAUGAGCUUGGGCUGACGCCGUUGCAUAGGGCCGCUGGGGAGGGCCACGAGGCAGUCGUGCGGCUGCUGCUUGAGAGUGGUGCUGCCGUCGAUUCAAAGGAUGAGCAUGGGGUGACGUCGGUGUAUAUGGCCGCUUUAGAAGGCCACGAGGCGGUCGUGCGGCUCCUGCUUGAGAGUGGUGCUGCCAUCGAUUCGAAGGAUGAGGAUGGGUGGGUGCUGGUGUAUAGGGCUGCUGGGCUGGGCCAUAAGGCGGUCGUGCGGCUCCUGCUUGAGAGUCGUGCUGCCAUCAAUUCAAAGGAUGAGUAUGGGUGGAUGCCGGUGCAUAUAGCCGCUUUAGGAGGCCACGAGGCGGUCAUGCGGCUCCUACUUGAGAGUGGUGCUGCCAUCGAUUCGAAGGGUGAGUAUGGGCAGAUGCCGGUGCAUCAGGCCGCUAUAGGAGGCAAUAAGGCGGUCGUGCGGCUUCUACUAGAGGAGGGCGCCGCUAUCGAGGUGCAGAAUGGGGAGGGGCAGACGCCGCUACAUCAGGCUGCCAGAUAUGGCCACGAGGCGGUUGUGCGGCUUCUGCUAGAGGAGGGCGCCGCCAUCGAGGCGCAAGAUAAGAAAGGGCAGACGCCGCUGCAUCGGGCUGCCAGAUAUGGCCAUGAGGCGGUUGUGCGGCUUCUACUAGAGGAGGGCGCCGCCAUCGAGGUGCAAGAUAAGGAAGGGCAGACACCGCUACAUAAGGCCGCUGAAUACAGCCGUGAGGCGGUCGUGCGGCUUCUACUAGAGGAGGGCGCCGCCAUCGAGGCGCAAGAUAAGAAAGGGCAGACGCCGCUGCAUCGGGCCGCCGAAUCCGACCGCGAGGCGGUCGUGCGGCUGCUCGAAACAUCCCGGGCCGAGGCGGUUCGAAGGAUAGUGGAGCGUUAA
This is a messenger RNA of Thyridium curvatum, 3729 nucleotides long. RefSeq lists its product as uncharacterized. The record is from RefSeq and is a predicted model, not a curated record. Lineage: Eukaryota; Fungi; Ascomycota; Sordariomycetes; Thyridiales; Thyridiaceae. Gene Ontology annotation, molecular function: protein binding. Bases 1 to 3729 code for a protein of 1242 amino acids. The transcript is spliced from 5 exons.